This is a messenger RNA of Schistocerca piceifrons (Central American locust), 2499 nucleotides long. Its product is annotated as hemicentin-1-like. Gene Ontology annotation, molecular function: protein binding. The coding region runs from base 1 to 1770 and encodes 589 amino acids. The record is from RefSeq and is a predicted model, not a curated record. The transcript is spliced from 9 exons. NCBI's taxonomy places the organism in Eukaryota, Metazoa, Arthropoda, Insecta, Orthoptera, Acrididae.
AUGGGCGAGCGCAUUCCCCUGUCGGCGGGCCGCCCGCACGACAUCCAGUGCCGCAGUGCGGGAUCGCGGCCGCCAGCCAACAUCACGUGGUGGAUCGACAACGCCGGCAUCGAUGCCCUCACGCACAAGGUGUCUCCGGACUUGAACGAGACAGUGUCGACGCUGCGCCUGACGGCGGGCGCCAGUGACCACGACCGAGUGGUCACGUGCCGCGCGGAGAACAGCCACGUCCGGGGCGGCGUCGAGGAGGACUCGUGGCGACUCGACGUCUACUUCAUGCCAAUGGUGCAGCUCCAUCUGGGACCGAACCUGGCAGCUGAGAACAUCAAGGAAGGCAGCGACGUCUACUUUGAAUGCAAGAUGAGGGCUAAUCCAGCAGCCUACAAGGUUGUUUGGACAAAUAAUGGCGAGGUGAUACUGCACAACACGUCGGCGGGCGUGAUUGUCAGCAGCAGCCACCUGGCGCUGCAGUCUGUGACACGCAAGCAGGCCGGCAGCUACUCCUGCAUCGCGUCCAACGUCGAGGGCGACGGCCGCAGCAACGUCGUCAAUCUUGCCGUCAAGUAUAAGCCGGUGUGUCACGAGGGCGAGCAGCGGCCGGUGACGAUAGCGGUGGGUCUGGGCGAGCGCGCCACCGUCAAUUGCAGCGUGGACGCGCUGCCGGCGGCCGACUCGUUCCGCUGGUCGCUAGGCAACAGCUCGUACCUGCCCGGGCUCGACCCCGCGAUCGCAGCGCCGCCGCCACCCGACUCCGGCGCCGGACAGUCGCUGCAACUCAUCCCCCUGUCGCAGAGCGACUACGGCACCCUGCUCUGCUGGGCCUCGAACGCUGUCGGCAUCCAGGCCGCCCCUUGUGUCUUCCAUAUUGUGCCAGCAGGUAAGCCGGACCCAGCGAGCAACUGCACGCUGGUGAACCAGACGUCGACGUCGCUGCAGCUGGAGUGCCUGGAGGGCUUCGACGGCGGCCGGCCGCAGCGGUUCGAGCUGCUGGUGGAGGAGGUGUCCACCGGCCGGCUGCUGUCCAAUGUCACCUCCCGCUGGCCAUCCUUCGGCGUGGCGGGCCUGCGGGCCGGCCAGGCGCUGCGCCUCACCGUCACCGCCUUCAACAGCCGCGGCCGCUCCAUGUCCGUCGCGCUGGACGCCUACACGCUCAAGGCUGCGGAGCUCCGAACAGGCGUGCCGGUGCCGUUCGAGCUGACGCCCAUCCUGAGCGUGCUGCUGAGCGUGGCGACGGUGCUGCUGCUGGCCGUGGCGGGCAUCGUGGGCUCGCAGCGCGUCCGCUCCAGCAAGCAGCGGCAGCAGGACGCGGCCGCCGCCACCGCCGCCCGCCAGGCGCUCGACGCCGCCCAGGGCGCCAUCAAGGCCGGCCCCGACGUCGAGGACCCCAACCCCGACCUCAUCCCGCCCACCAGAGGUGUGGUCGCAGCCGGCGCCACCCCGCAGGACUCCCCUGGGAACGACGCGGCGCCGAGACACCCGCAACUGGUGCCGGGCGUCGCCGCCGCUGCUGACCGCAACACCACCGGGCCCUUCUACCAGGCGCCCAGGCUCUGGACGCUGCGCCAGACGGACCAGUCCCACAUCGCGGGGAUGAAGGUGCUGGAGCCAGUGCUCUCGGAGCAGCAAGUACUGGACCGGGGACGCAGCGCACCGAUCCAGCUGGGCUUACAGCAGCCACAGAAGCCCAGAGACCUGGUGGCUCUCAGGAGGGGCUCCACGGUGGCUACCGAAGUGCUUCCGGAGGACACGCAACAGGAGAGCUGCGUCUAGGUCACCCACAGCACGCAACAAAGAAAACACAUUUACUGCAAAGUCCACUGGAGCCACAACUCCAACAAUUAAUGAAUGCGGUUGUGGUUGCUCCUCAUCAGUAAAGUUAUGAGUAGCAUGGAAAUUUCACCCAUGACGCUCUAAUUUUACAACUUAAUCUCUUAGUGCAAAGGAAGACAAUCAGCAGGGAUGCCUAUCGAAGGUACGUGCAAAUCGCAGCAUCAUGAAUGCAGUUUGGUGCUACUUAUGCACUGAAGAGAGCUAAGGUGGCUCAGCACGUGAGGAAUCUAUGAUUACCGGCUAAGGGUCCUUUCGAUUUCCCUACGGUCGUAAAGCUUGGCACGAAUUCGCCAGUUUUUGCUACAGUUAUCCACUACUGUGUUGGAAAAACUCAUUUUCGCAAACUGUCAAAAUGUUCGCGUAUAUUCAGCAUCAAUGACAGAAAUGGACGAAUGAGUAAGUAUACGGGUACAGAUAAGGUAAUUAGUUCAAAGCUGUUACCGCAAUAUUUCAGUCUGUUGCUUCUGCUUCCCUUGUUCUUCACAACCACAAUAUUAUUGUGAUGGACUUAAAUUAUUUCUUCGUGUUGCAUUGAUUACAUCUCAUGAAAGAAAGAUGAAAAUAUCUCUGCGACGACUUCCUGCCAUCGAAUAGGUCUUCGAAACGAGCACUAUAUGUUGGAAACCUUAUGAAUAGAGAACUGUACUCAUUGUCUUCUUAAACACGUUA